GUGUGGAAGCUGCGCGGCCUGCGUAGCCUGGUUGCCCGGGCGACACAGCAGUGGCUCGGUCUCUCGGGAGUUCUAGGGUGGCUGCAGACUGCAAGGGCUGCAGCUAGGAGCUGUGCACUGUGUCACCGUUCGCCCCGAGGCUGUGCCGCGUGCAACGCUGAACUUCAAGUCGACUAGUAUACUAAAUUAAGUUGCUUUAACUAAAAUGGAAAAGUAUGAAAAGCUAGCUAAGAUUGGAGAAGGGUCUUAUGGCGUCGUAUUCAAGUGCAGAAACAAAUCUUCUGGACAAGUAGUAGCGAUCAAAAAAUUUGUGGAAUCCGAAGAUGAUCCUGUCGUUAGGAAAAUAGCCCUGCGAGAAAUCCGGAUGCUGAAGCAGUUGAAACACCCAAACCUUGUGAACCUCAUCGAGGUGUUCAGAAGAAAGAGAAAGACGCAUUUAGUUUUUGAGUACUGUGAUCACACGCUGCUAAAUGAGCUGGAGAGAAACCCAAAUGGAGUUUCUGAUGGAGUAAUUAAAAGUGUGCUAUGGCAAACCCUUCAAGCCCUUAACUUCUGCCACAAGCAUAAUUGUAUUCAUCGGGAUGUAAAACCUGAAAACAUCCUAAUAACCAAGCAAGGAAUGAUAAAGAUUUGUGACUUUGGAUUUGCACGAAUUCUAAUUCCAGGAGAUGCCUACACAGACUAUGUUGCCACCAGGUGGUACCGAGCUCCUGAACUUCUCGUGGGAGACACGAAGUACGGUUCCUCUGUGGACAUGUGGGCCGUCGGCUGCGUUUUUGCAGAGCUCCUGACGGGUCAGCCACUCUGGCCAGGAAAAUCAGAUGUGGACCAGCUUUAUCUGAUAAUCAGGACAUUGGGAAAGCUGAUCCCAAGGCAUCAGUCUAUCUUUAAAAGUAACCAGUUUUUCCGUGGCAUCAGCAUACCUGAACCAGAGGACAUGGAGACACUUGAAGAAAAAUUCUCAAAUGUUCAGCCUGUGGAUUUAAGUUUCAUGAAGGGGUGUCUGAAGAUGAAUCCUGACGAGAGGCUGACCUGUGCCCAGCUGCUAGACAGUGCCUACUUCGAUUCUUUUCGAGAGGAUCAAAUGAAAAGGAAAGCCCGCAGCGAGGGAAAAAGCCGAAGGCGCCAGCAGAGUCAACUGCCGCCUCUUAUACCUGGAAGCUACAUCUCCCCCACACCUGAUGGAAGAAAACAAGUCAUCCAGUUAAAAUUUGAUCAUCUUCCAAACAUUUAGGGAACCUGUCCUUCCCAGCGCAUUCUUUUAGUAUGUAUACAUAUGUAUAAGACAGGAAUCCUGACUGUCUCAAAUGUAGUGAGCUAUGUGAAUGUGAGGGCACCUCUGAUCACCACGGGCUCUUCCUCCCCUGUGCUUUUUCCAUGCCAACUUCAUCUCCUAGAACAUUCUCUUUAAAUGUUGCAAUGCCAAAAUGGCACAUUUGAAAGAGAAGCUUCCAGUUUCACUGGAGCUGGGCUUCCUUAGGCAGCUGAUACUGUGGAUCUGUGGUCUUAACGCUUCGACUUAGGGGAAGACUUCCACAGAGCUGUCUCACUUCAGCUGAGCAUGGUGUCCUGAAGCAGACCCACAUCUGCUGGCUGCUGUUUGUGGAGGGGAUGUCCCUGAGCCUCCUCACUGGAAUUCCUUCUCAGUGUAGGGGGCUUUUACUUUAGCCUACGUUUAUGUUGCUGCCGCAUGGUGAUUGUGAAAGAUGGUCUAGGUUUAUCUCUUGACUCCACAGCAGAAGCUGUUCUCCUCGUGAGGAGCUGUUUGGGGCUGCUACUAAAACAAACUAGGGAAAAUUCCAAACAUGGCCAGUAGUGGACAGAUAACCAGCAAUCACCCGCCGCACCCCAGCACUGCCCCUGAAUCCCUGGCUGCCUACUCUAAGGCUAUCCUGGUUCACCAGGUUUUCUCUUUCUUUUUUUCUUCUUUUUUUAUCUAUUUGAACAUAUGAAAAAGAAAAAGAGAGGUGAGAGAAGCCUCAUGUGUGACAGUCAGAGGACAAGCUGGAGGCCAGCCUGAGCUACAUAGCAAGGUCUUUUCUCAACACCCACUCUCUAAGGUUGUUUGAACCAAAGUCCAUGCUGCUGCUUGUAUAAAAUAUGAAUAAUUCCUACAUAUGUAGAAGCCAUUGUUGUCAUUGUUGAAAUAUCUAAAGAUCUUGGUAGAAGUAGAAGUGUACAAAAUGUUCUUCAUGUUGGUGGAUGUCUUAGUAUUUCAUUUCUGACCUCAUUACAGUUAGAUUAAAACAUCAAAGGAUGAGUAUGUAUUACUCUACAUCUUAGAAUUAUACCUGUUUUAGCUACAUUAAGCUUUAUGAAAGGCUGGGGCCAUACCAUAACUGAACCUGUGGAGUUCUUGCCUGUGUGCAGGAAUCAUUGGGUUUUGUCUCCAACAUGGAAUAAAACAGUUGUAGUCAUGCCUACCUGAAAAUAGAAAUUCAGUCACUGUCCUUGACUACAUAUAGAGUUCAAGACAGUGCUGGGCUAAAUUUCUCCAGGCCUGAUGGUCUGUGUUUGUAUCAAGGGGCAGGAGGGGAGAGUCCAAGGUCAAGGCCAGCAUAGUAAGUUGAAGCUCUUCAGCAAAACAAAAGCUAACUGAUAGGAGUUGUUGACGUAGUCCCUGCCUGGAGAAGGUGCUUAGAUUACUUUAGAAUGCAUUAAUGUAGAAGCUGGGCUAUUUCAGAUCACUUGAAAUUGUAGCUGUUGUUAAUUAGCACUUAAUAAUUAGCAUUAUGGUUGUCCAAAUUAUUAGAGUUUACUAUAAAGUGGUUUUGAUUGAAUUAUAUUAAACAUAUAAUAUUAUGGAUUUUAAAUUUUAACUUAAGGUGUUUAGGAAAGCUAUGUAAGGAUUAAACACUUUAGUGACUGUAUAUUUGUAUAUAUACCUUGAUUGUUCUUUAUUUUAAUAAAAGUCGGAAACAUU
Messenger RNA from Mastomys coucha (southern multimammate mouse), 2923 nucleotides. It is a transcript of the gene Cdkl4, whose product is annotated as cyclin dependent kinase like 4. Gene Ontology annotation, molecular function: ATP binding; cyclin-dependent protein serine/threonine kinase activity. Gene Ontology annotation, biological process: protein phosphorylation. Gene Ontology annotation, cellular component: nucleus. The record is from RefSeq and is a predicted model, not a curated record. Lineage: Eukaryota; Metazoa; Chordata; Mammalia; Rodentia; Muridae. The transcript has 10 exons. The coding region runs from base 206 to 1234 and encodes 342 amino acids.